GUGAAAUUCCUCCUCCACCACCGCCACCACCCAUACCUGGUAUGACCACCACUGGAAUUCCACCACCACCACCACCUCCUCCUCCUCCUCCAUCUGGAAUAUCAGCAGGCUCGAUACCAAUUCCACCUCCUCCUCCUCCAGCUGGGGUAUCAACAAACUCCAUACCUCCUCCUCCUCCGCCUCCACCACCAACUGGGAUAUCAUCAAGUGCCAUACCUCCUCCACCACCACCUCCUCCUUCCUCUUUCUCUUCGUCAUCUGAACCUUCCAAAACAGAAAAUGACGCUUCUGGAAUCCCAGUACCUGCUCCUCCUCCACCACCACCUCCAUCUGGAUUACCAAAUGCACCUCCUGCACCUUUAAUGGCUCCAUUACGAAAGACAAUGCGCUACCAACCGGAUGUCAAGACACGAGCUCUUCAAUGGACAAAAAUGCAAGCUAACUUUAUUAACAAGACAGUAUGGGCAAGUAAUGAUAUUGAUGAAAUGGCAUUGGAAGAUGAAUUGGAAACAAUUGGUGUAUUUGAUUCUAUCCAAGAACUAUUCGCUCAAAAGGUGAUUGAAAGAAAGAAGCGACAAAAACAAGAACGAAAACAAGAAAUCUGUAUUUUGGAUUCUAAGAAAGCAUACAAUAUCAACAUUGCUUUAUUGGCCAAGUUCAAACAUAUUACUUUUGCAGAUGUUGCUACUCGUAUUCUCUCUAUCGAUGACAAGUUUUGUACCGAAAAUCUCUUGUCCAACUUACAAUUGAAUGUACCUACAGCAGAAGAAAUGGGCAAGUUAUCUGUAUUUGUCAAAUCUGCCUCAGAGGAAGAAUUGGAACAACUAUCAAAACCAGAUACUUUCUGUGUCGAGAUGAUGAAAAUCGAUCGUUAUAAGGAAAGAAUCGACAAUAUGCUAUUCAGAUGUACCUUCAAUGAAAAAUAUCAGCAACUCGCAAAGAAUAUGAGCUCUGUGUUAGAGGCAUCCAUUGCUUUGAAGGAUUCGUCUUCAUUUAAGGAAUUAUUACGACUCAUUCUUGUGCUUGGAAACUUUAUGAAUGGAACCACCUUCCAAGGUGGUGCUUUUGGUGUUAAGAUCAGCAGUAUCAACAAGCUUGUCGACACAAAGGGAACAGAAGGGGAUACAACAUUGCUUCACUUUUUGGUGGAUACAGUGGAAAGUAAGAUGCCACGGCUUCAUGGGUUUUUGGAUGAUCUUCAAGAAACAGGUCAUGCAUGUCGGGUGACCUUACAAGACAUGGUAAAAGAUUACAAUGAAAUUCGAAGUGGAUUACAAAAGCUUUUACAAGAGUUAGACAAUCACUAUGGCGAUGAUUAUGAAGCACCUGAAGGAGAUCAUUUUGCGAAGACCAUGUAUGCAUUCAGAAAUGAAGCCAUUGACAAAUUUGAACAGCUCGAAGUCCGGUAUACCUCUAUGGAUGUGGCUUACAAAGAUGUGGUUACCUUCUACGGUGAAAAUCCUGAUCAGAUGAAGCCUGAUGAAUUCUUUGGUAUCUUCAAGACAUUUACUUCUAGUUGGGAGCGUGCUAUGAGUGACAACAAAUCAGCAAGAUUGAAACUUGAAAAUAUGGAACGUGUACGUCGUUUGGACGAAGAAAGGAAGGAAAGAAUCAAGGCACAAAAACUUCGAGGUGUGGACACUAGCGACGUGGGAAGUACAAGCAAUGAUGAGGACAAGAACAUCAUGGACAACUUGCUGGACAAAUUACGUGCUGGUGAAUUGGAUACAAGUACAAAGAGACGUGGAGAACGUUCAGCAGCAAGACAACAAGCACGUAUGCAACGAAGCGAAUCGGUAUUGGCUCUUCAAGCAGAAGAUUUACUCAAAAGUAUUCAAACAGAUGAUACAUCAUCCCCUUUUGUUCCUAGAUCUAGAUUACUUGCCCAAAAUUGAUCAUGUUGUUUUAUAUAUUAUUAUUAUUAUUAUUCUUUUUGGUAUGUUUGUACAAUACAAGCAUAACUUUUUUUUUUAUAUCAUUCAUUUCAUUCC
Molecule: messenger RNA, 1991 nt
Organism: Halteromyces radiatus
Lineage: Eukaryota; Fungi; Mucoromycota; Mucoromycetes; Mucorales; Cunninghamellaceae
Exons: 8
Coding region: 42-1895 (617 amino acids)
Source: RefSeq, a predicted model, not a curated record